ACAGGCACAGCCCGCCUCCACACCUCCGUCCCAAGCAACGCGGCGCGGCGGUUACCAUCAUCGGCGCCGGCGCCCUGAUCAGACUCCGCGAAGAGCACCCACAGGCGGGGAUCCACAGGUAAGCACGCGCCAGACAUGGACGCGCCCCAGCACCUCCUCCUCGGCGCGCUCCUCUUCCUCCUCCCCGCCGCGCUCCUACUCGUCUGCGCGCGGGGGAAGCGCCUGCGCCUCCCGCCGGGCCCGCCGUCCCUGCCGCUUCUCGGCAGCGUGGUGUGGCUCACCAACUCGCCCGCAGAGAUCGAGCCCCUGCUUCGGCGCCUCUUCGACCGGCACGGCCCCGUCGUGGCGCUCCGCGUCGGGGCGCGCCUCUCCGUCUUCGUCGCCGACCGCCGCCUCGCCCACGCGGCGCUCGUCGAGCGCAGCGCCGCGCUGGCGGACCGCCCGCGGCUCGCGUCCGUCAGGCUCCUCGGCGAGAACGACAACACCAUCACCCGCGCCAGCUACGGGCCCGUGUGGCGCCUCCUGCGCCGCAACCUCGUCGCCGAGACGCUGCAACCGUCGCGGGUGAGGCUCUUCGCGCCGGCCCGCGCCUGGGUGCGCCGCGUCCUCGUCGACAAGCUCGAGGAGCCCGGGCCCGACGCGGCGCCGCCCCGCGUCGUGGAGACGUUCCAGUACGCCAUGUUCUGCCUCCUCGUGCUCAUGUGCUUCGGCGAGCGCCUCGAUGAGCCCGCGGUGCGCGCGAUCGCCGCCGCGCAGCGGGAGUCGCUCAUCUACCUCUCCAGGAACAUGACCGUCUUCGCCUUCAUCCCGGCGGUCACCAAGCACCUCUUCCGCGCCCGCCUCGACAAGGCACGGGCGCUGCGGCGGCGCAUCAAGGAGCUCUACCUGCCGCUCAUCAACGCGCGGCGCGAGUACAGGAAGCGGGGCGGCGAGCCGAAGAAGGAAACCACGUUCGAGCACUCGUACGUCGACACCCUGCUCGACAUCAAGCUCCACGAGGAUGGCGAUCGCCCGCUUACCAACGAUGAGAUCAUCCUCCUCUGCUCCGAGUUCCUCAACGCCGGGACGGACACCACCUCCACCGGUCUCCAGUGGAUCAUGGCGGAGCUUGUCAAGAACCCAAAAAUCCAAGAGAAGCUCUACGACGAGAUCAAAGCUGCCACCAAUGACGACAAGGAAGAGGUCUCCGAGGAGGAUGUCCACAAGAUGCCGUACCUCAAGGCGGUAAUCCUCGAGGGCCUCCGGAAGCACCCGCCGGGCCACUUCGUGCUGCCGCACAAGGCGGCGGAGGACAUGGAGAUCGGCGGGUACCUGAUCCCCAAGGGUACCACGGUGAACUUCAUGGUUGCCGAGAUGGGCCGGGACGAGCGGGAGUGGAAGAACCCGAUGGAGUUCUCGCCUGAGCGGUUCCUUCCUGGCGGCGACGGCGAGGGCGUGGACGUGACGGGCACCAAGGGCAUCAGGAUGAUGCCGUUUGGCGCGGGCCGGAGGAUCUGCGCGGGUCUGGGCAUGGCCAUGCUCCACCUGGAGUACUUCGUGGCAAACAUGGUGCGGGAGUUCGAGUGGGAGGAGGUGCCCGGCGAGGAGGUGGACUUCGCCGAGAAGAACGAGUUCACCACCGUCAUGAUGAAGCCGCUACGCCCGCGCCUUGUGCCGAGGAGGACUCAAAAGAGUAUGAGUACUCACUAGCUAUCUAGAAUUACCACGAUACGUAGCAGAGUGAUUCUGUAGUUUCUUGCUUCGUGAUGUAAAUAGCGAUGAAGGGUACUACACAAUAAUAGCCGUCAAGAAUUACAGUUCUUCAAUAACUGGCAGGGAGAUUGUAAUGUUCGUAGAUUGGUUUCAUGAUUUCAUCUUCGUGUUGAUUGUGGAUGAUUUCGCGAGUAAUGGAAGAUCUCUAGCAGACUAGCCAAACUAUGCCAGUUAUUAGACAACAGAGAUACUCUUGGAUAACUGAAUUGCUGCUGCAUGUGUCUUCAGAGUUGAGAUGCUCUCGAUUCACAAUUUCCCAUUUCCGUGUUGAGCAAUCAGAAGUUUUGUAGCAGCUGUUGAGAUUUCCGGUUAUUGCUUAGCCUCACUAGCAGAGUGACUCUAAUUGUACUGUUUCCUGUUCAGUUUCAUCACGAUGAAGACUGCGGAUGAUUUGUUCAGCGUUGUAAA
Messenger RNA from Setaria italica (foxtail millet), 2160 nucleotides. Its product is annotated as cytochrome P450 89A2. Bases 136 to 1689 code for a protein of 517 amino acids. The record is from RefSeq and is a predicted model, not a curated record. Gene Ontology annotation, molecular function: iron ion binding; heme binding; oxidoreductase activity, acting on paired donors, with incorporation or reduction of molecular oxygen, NAD(P)H as one donor, and incorporation of one atom of oxygen. The transcript has a single exon. Gene Ontology annotation, cellular component: membrane. NCBI's taxonomy places the organism in Eukaryota, Viridiplantae, Streptophyta, Magnoliopsida, Poales, Poaceae.